UCUGAUUUGUGUUUGUUUCUUAGGACAUUCUGAAAUUUCAGAUUCUUUCAAGACUCCUUUCAAAAUUAGAGCUAGCUCUCAUAAGAUCACCACUUGAUUUUGAUUUCCUUGAAUUUACAUGUCGUCAAGAAAUGUACCUGUGUCAGACCCUGUCAAGACAUGUUGAUGUGCCAACAACGAUCAUCCAGGCCCUGCAGGAGCUAUUUGCUCUUGUGAGGCAGCAAAUAGAACUCACUGCCCCAUCGACAGAAGUAACUACUGUGGCUGGAGGGACAGGGCGUCCAAGAUAUGACAUUGACAGGGAGACUUUGGCUGAGCUUUGUCAACUAAAUUUUUCAAAGCAGUAUAUUGCAAAGCUUCUGGGUGUUUCAUGUCGCACUGUCUGUAGACGAAUAAGAGAGUUUGGAUUUUCCACAAAAACACACAGCAACAUAAGUGAUCAAGAGCUUAAUAGUUUGGUUGUUCAGAUUAAAAAUGAAAUGCCCUCUGCUGGAUACCGAAUGGUCAAAGGUAGGCUACAAUCCAUGGGGAUUCAUGUACAAUGGAGAAGAGUUGCUGCUUCAAUGCACGAAGUGGAUUCGAUUGGAGUUCUCUCAAGAAUGUAUGGAUUGGGAUGUGUGGUACGACGCACAUAUUCUGUUAGAGGCCCCCUGUCUCUUUGGCAUGUGGACACCAAUCACAAAUUGAUAAGGUACAAUAUUGUCAUUUUUGGGGCAGUGGACGGAUAUUCUAGGAAGGUAAUGUGCUUAAACGCUGCAACAAACAAUCGUGCAUCAACAGCCCUUGGCUUCUUCAAGGAGGCAACUGAAAGAUAUGGUGUACCCUCAAGAGUCAGAGCAGACCAGGGGGUGGAAAAUGUGGAAAUCGCAAAGUUCAUGUUUUCAGUCCGUGGAACUGACCGUGGAAGCUUUAUGGCUGGGAAAAGCGUUCAUAAUCAAAGGAUUGAGCGUCUAUGGCGUGAUUUAAGGGUCUGCGUCACCUCUAAGUACUACGGGACACUACAAAGUCUGGAAAGAGACCACCUACUGGAUUUAUCCUCUGCCAACGACAUUUUCUGUGUCCAUUAUAUAUUCCUACCUAAACUGCAGGAAGACUUGAGAUUUUUUGCUGCAGGCUGGAACCACCAUCCGCUAAGUACUGAAGCAAAUUUGAGCCCAGAGCAGAAAUGGCACAUUGGUAUGAUGCAUACGCAGCUUGACCAGCCAGAGAAUCUUGAGGAUAUCCAAGAGCCUGAGUUUGACUGGGAAGUUGCAGCAGAACAUGAUGGUGUAGAUGUGGAUGGUGCAGUAUUGGUCCCGGAGUUCGAAUGUCCGUUGAAUGAGCAAGAACUGUCAGAACUUGGCACUCUUAUUCGCCAAAGUGAUCCUAACACACCACCUACAGACCUUUAUGCAAUCUGCCAUGAAUAUGUGACUGGCAGAUGCAACAUAUAGCAGUGUUUUGUUUCAACUUUACUUUGAAUUUGUAAAAAGUUUAUUUAAUUAUUACUAUAAUUCGCAACUGCAGAUAAUCAUUUGCAAAUGACUCUGUAACAUUCUUAUAAUUUUAGAACCCCCACCAAAGUUUGGUAGUCUUUUAAUACUGUGGGAGGUAACAAUAAAAUAUUGGGAAAAAAUGCUUAUCUGAUGCUAAUUUUUUAUUAUACAUGAAAA
Messenger RNA from Misgurnus anguillicaudatus (oriental weatherfish), 1652 nucleotides. RefSeq lists its product as uncharacterized. Lineage: Eukaryota; Metazoa; Chordata; Actinopteri; Cypriniformes; Cobitidae. Gene Ontology annotation, molecular function: nucleic acid binding. The record is from RefSeq and is a predicted model, not a curated record. Gene Ontology annotation, biological process: DNA integration.